Messenger RNA from Necator americanus (New World hookworm), 426 nucleotides. RefSeq lists its product as uncharacterized. Lineage: Eukaryota; Metazoa; Nematoda; Chromadorea; Rhabditida; Ancylostomatidae. The transcript has a single exon. The record is from RefSeq and is a predicted model, not a curated record. Bases 1 to 426 code for a protein of 141 amino acids.
AUGGACAACAUCGACGAGGAAUAUGAGCGGCUCUUUGAACACCUUCACGACUACACGAAGAAGGCUGAGAGUUUUAAAACCACCAAGAGACGCAUUUCUCUUGAAACUCUUGAGCUGAUACGCCAUGAUGCAGCAGAUUGGGCCGAAGGCUACCAAGAACUCAAGUUCGAGCUCGCAAGGCUUUGCAGAGAGGCGAUAAAGGAAGACUUUAAAGAGACAAUAGCAGAAGUAUUGGCUGAAGCUGCAGAAGGGAGAAGAAAUAUCCGCUAUGCCCGUCGAGACUUCGCCAGUCGCAAGACGAAGACGAUUGCUCUCCAGAACCCGGAAGAAACAACCAUUGCAUCGAGAAAGGAAUAUAGAAAAUCACCUACGACUUUUACUCUGAUCUCUUUGACAGCCAUGUCCACCUGCUUCAUCACCAUCUGA